Messenger RNA from Monopterus albus (swamp eel), 3243 nucleotides. RefSeq names its product alanyl-tRNA synthetase 2, mitochondrial (putative) (gene aars2). Gene Ontology annotation, biological process: alanyl-tRNA aminoacylation. The record is from RefSeq and is a predicted model, not a curated record. The coding region runs from base 115 to 3072 and encodes 985 amino acids. The transcript is spliced from 22 exons. Gene Ontology annotation, molecular function: aminoacyl-tRNA deacylase activity; nucleic acid binding; ATP binding. NCBI's taxonomy places the organism in Eukaryota, Metazoa, Chordata, Actinopteri, Synbranchiformes, Synbranchidae. Gene Ontology annotation, cellular component: cytoplasm; mitochondrion.
GAAGAAGAAGAAGAAGAAGAAGCAGCGCGUCAUGAGAAGCUGUAGUACCUGACACGGUCACCAUGGUCUGGGUUAAGCCCGGCUCUGUCACACUUUGACUACUUUGUGGUCCACAUGUUAAGACCGAUCCUCCAGAGGUUCCGGCCGCUCAGCGGACCGCCGGGCCUCCCCUUUGUCCGCUCAGUUCGCUACUUCAGCGUCUUCCCUCCGGAGCUGCCCGCCGCCAAAGUCCGCAGCAUCUUCCUGGAUUUCUUCCAGCAGAAACACGGACACCUGCUGGUGCAGUCCUCCCCGGUCCGUCCCAGAGGAGACCCCAGCCUGCUCUUCGUCAACGCCGGCAUGAACCAGUUCAAGCCGAUCCUCCUCGGCACGGCGGACCCUCGCAGUCCGAUGGCCUCGUACUGCAGAGUGGUCAACAGUCAGAAAUGUGUACGAGCCGGGGGCAAACACAACGACCUGGAGGACGUGGGCCGGGACUUGUACCACCACACCUUCUUCGAGAUGCUGGGCAACUGGUCAUUUGGAGAUUACUUCAAGGAGGAGGCAUGUCGCAUGGCGUGGAGCCUACUCACAGAGCAUUAUGGGAUACCUGCAGACAGACUGUACGUGUCGUAUUUUACUGGAGACGCUGCAUCAGGCUUACCAGCUGACAGGGAGACUCGGCAGAUCUGGUUGGACAUCGGGGUCCCUCCUGGUCGCCUCCUUCCGUUUGGCCUCAAAGAGAACUUCUGGGAGAUGGGGGACUCAGGCCCUUGCGGCCCCUGCACCGAGAUUCACUACGACCACGUGGGGGGACGAGAUGCGGCAGCACUCGUCAACGCGGACUGUCCAGAUGUGGUGGAGAUCUGGAACUUGGUCUUCAUGCAGUACAACAGAGAGGUGGAUCACAGUCUGCGACUGCUGCCCCAGUUCAGUGUGGAUACUGGGAUGGGACUGGAAAGACUGGUGAGCGUUCUGCAGGGGAAAAGAUCAAACUAUGACACCGACCUGUUCACACCGCUGCUGCACACCAUCCACCAGAGGUCAAGGGUGGGCCCAUACAACGGUAGGACAGGUGCAGCGGACGAGGGGAAGGUGGACACGGCAUACCGAGUAGUGGCUGACCACAUCCGGACCUUAUCGGUCUGCAUCGCUGACGGGGUCCAUCCAGGCAUGUCAGGAGCCGAGUUGGUGUUGAGGAGGAUUUUGCGGCGUGCAGUGCGGUUCUGUGUUGAGGUCCUUCAGGCUCCUCAGGGAGCGCUGGCCAGCCUGGUUCCUACUGUCAUCCACAUCCUGGGUGACGUGUACCCAGAGCUCCGCAGGGAGGCAGACAGGAUCAUGGACGUCAUUAAUGAGAACGAGGCCCACUUCCUGUCAUCUCUGCAGCAGGGCAAUAGGCUGAUCCACCGCACGCUCAAAGCAAUGGACUACAAACAUGGACUCUUCCCCGCCUCAGUUGCCUGGUCGCUGCACAGGGACCUGGGUUUUCCUUUGGACCUGGUGGAUCUGAUGUUGGAGGAGAGAGGAGUCCAAGUGGACCGGCAGGAGCUGGACCGACUGAUGGCAGAGAGCCACAAGGUGGCGUCUGAUCUGCAGUCAGAUGCUCAGUCUCAGGUGAUGCCGGACGUUCUCAGCCUGACGGAGCUGCAGCGUCUCGGGGUCCCUCACACAGAUGACAGCCUCAAAUACCAGUACAGACUGGAAGGGGACCGAUAUGUGUUUCCAGCAUGCCAUGCCACAGUCCUGGCUCUGUAUGAUGGCCACAGUCUGGUCUCAGAGGUCACCGAGGGUCAGCGCUGUGGGGUCAUCCUGGACCAGACAUGCUUCUACUCUGAGCAGGGGGGCCAGUCACAUGACCAGGGGUAUUUUACCCGGGACAGCCUGCAGGACGUGCUGUACCCCGUGGAAGCGGUGGUCCUGGCGGGGGGCUAUGUGGUUCAUCAGGUGACUGUGGCCGACCGCCUGAAGAUCGGAGACCAGGUUCAACUACACCUGGAUGAGGGCCACAGGUUGUCCUGUAUGGUCAAACACACGGCGACUCACAUCCUGAACUUUGCUCUCAGGAAACUUCUGGGUCCUUCAGUUCAGCAGAGAGGGUCUCAUGUGUCAGCUGAUCACCUCCGCUUCGACUUCACUGUCAAGGGCUCUCUGACCACCUCACAGCUGCAGCAUGUGGACAGGUGUGUUAAUGACAUCAUUUCAGCCAAUCAGAUUGUCCACACCCAGGAGCUUCCUCUGCAGAAAACCAGGAGCAUCAGUGGACUGAGGACAGUGGACGAGGUGUAUCCUGACCCUGUUCGGGUGGUCUCUGUGGCGGUCCCGGUCUCUGAGCUGUUGGACGGUCAGACAGACAGACAGACGUCUGUGGAGCUCUGCUGUGGAACGCACCUGCUGCAGACUGGAACCAUUGAGGACCUGGUGAUCAUCUCGGAGAAACAGCUGGCAAAAGGAAUCAGUCGGGUCAUUGCUGUGACGGGACAGGAAGCCGCACGGGCUCGGGAGGCAGGCCAAGUUUUGUCCCAGGAUGUGGACUCUCUGGCAGCCAGACUGUCAGGCUCCACCCCCUCCAGCAUCAACUCCGCCCAGCGUCUUGCCAAGGAGGUCGGAGUCCUCUCUGAUGCUGUGGACAACACCCCCAUGCCACAGUGGCAGCGCCGAGAGCUGCAGAGUCGCCUGAAAGCCCUGCAGAGGAGCAGUAACACCACUGUCAGGAGACUGGAGACCCGAGAGGCUGCAGUGAGAGCUCAGGCCGUGCUGGAGAGGAACGGUGGGAAGGACGUGCUGGUGGACUCGGUGGAGACGGACUCUCUGUCGGUUGUGAUGAAGACCGUGAACCAGCUGAGCGCCACCUUUCCUCACAGUCAUGUAAUGCUGCUUGCUCACCAGAGGAAUUCUGGGAAGGUUCUGUGUGCCUGUCAGGUUCCCAAGGACUCUGAGUCCCUCCUGGCCUCUGACUGGGCGGUGGCGGUGUGUCGUCACCUCGGGGGCAGCGCCGGGGGCUCAGCACUGGUUGCCAAAGGAACAGGAAGCAGCGGUGACAUUGCUGAAGCAUUGAGAUGGGCGGGGGAAUUUGCCCGCCAGAAAACACAGUGAUGUCAUAGUCAGAAGGGACAGGUGACUGUAAGCCACACCCACAGCUGCAGCCAGGCUCCUUUCAUUGGACAGUAGGCUCAGAUGUGAGGGCUUAUUAUUUAAAAUUGAUGUUUUAUAAAUCUGGAUCAAAUAUCUUUGUUUUAAGAGAAAUAAAAACCGACUCUUACACAU